This is a messenger RNA of Mesocricetus auratus (golden hamster), 583 nucleotides long. Its product is annotated as rho GTPase-activating protein 20-like. Gene Ontology annotation, molecular function: GTPase activator activity. The record is from RefSeq and is a predicted model, not a curated record. Lineage: Eukaryota; Metazoa; Chordata; Mammalia; Rodentia; Cricetidae. The transcript is spliced from 5 exons. The coding region runs from base 122 to 583 and encodes 153 amino acids.
UGUAUCUGUGUUUGGUGUUUAGUGCCAGGAAGAAAAGAGAAUUUCAAGCCAUUGAAAGGCUCUCCAUUCCAGGCCCUGCUGAAAAGAGUUUGGCCUUGCCAGGAAAAGUUUCUCCAGUGCAAUGGAGACUCUCAGUGAGAAAGUUGCACAUGGGGAGGAGAAUAUUCAAUAUCUGGUGUUCAAUGGACCAGUGGAACUCAGAAGAGGUUGUAGCAGUAGGAAGUGUCAUCUCCAUUUGUACAGAGACUUCUUGGUUGUGACUAAUAGUCGGUGUAAGAUAAACUUUAAGAUAAAAUACAUCAUCCCACUGAGUACCCUGUGGAUGGGGGAGUGUGUGGUCACCGACUUUGUAGGCCCCAGUCGGGCCAGGAAAUCCAUUCUCCUGGGAUGGCCCAUGGAGAAUUUUGUGGCCACCUUUCGUUCCUCAGUCAAAAAGAGAGAGUGGUGGACUGUGCUUCAGAGAUCCAUUGAUGAACAUAAGCAGAAAGACAGUGGAAAGAGUAUCACACUUGAGAUACUCACAGAGGACAUCCCAAGCUGGAACACUGUAUGUUCACAAAAGACCAAUAUUAUCAUUGUGUGA